AUGCUAAACAGCGAUUAUACACGGCAAUUUAAUGUAAAUUUUUCAUUCAUUUUUUUGUUUUUCUUUUAUUUGUCUAGUCUUCCAAUUAUGCAAGGUGCAAGUGUUUCUUUUCUCGCGCCCGCUAUAACAUUAUUUUCGUUGCAAAAAUGGCAAUGCCCUUACACAAAAGCUCUGUCUCUGAAUACCACUCUACCUGAUAUUGGCAGCGACUUUCACCGUAAGAUAUGGCAACUUCGUCUCCGAGAGUUCCAAGGUUGUCUGAUGGUCGGCAGCCUGAUCCAGAUCUUCAUCGGCUUCAGUGGGUUAAUGGAAGUGUUUUUAUCUUUUGUUGGUCCGCUUACCAUUAUGCCAACAAUCACUUUGAUUGGACUUUCACUGUUUGAAGUCGCAACCGACUAUUCUGCCGGACAAUGGUACAUUGCUUUGCUGACUACCGCACUGAUCUGUAUAUUUUCACAAUAUAUGAAAAAUAUUGAUGUACCCUGUUUCCUUUACAAGAAAGGCGGUGGAUGCUCAAAGAUACCCAUUGCUUUAUUUAAAAUGUUUCCUGUAUUAUUGGCGGUUUGCAUAUCCUGGAUACUCUGUUACAUUCUCACCAUCACAGACGUUUUCCCCAAAGAGAAAGGCAAAUGGGGCCACGCGGCCCGAACUGAUCUUUACAGUGAUGUACUUUAUAAAUCAGCUUGGUUUCGUUUUCCAUAUCCAGGUCAAUGGGGAGUUCCAAGAGUCAGCGCAACAGGCGUACUGGGUAUUUUUGCAGGUGUAUUCGCUUCCAUUAUUGAAUCAGUCGGCGAUUACUACGCAUGCGCAAGAAUGUCUGGGGCACCACCCCCACCUAUUCAUGCCAUCAACAGAGGUACGAUUAAUACUAUUUGUACAGGAGCAUAA
Molecule: messenger RNA, 888 nt
Organism: Acanthosepion pharaonis
Lineage: Eukaryota; Metazoa; Mollusca; Cephalopoda; Sepiida; Sepiidae
Source: the annotation of a GenBank genome assembly